This is a messenger RNA of Brienomyrus brachyistius, 1438 nucleotides long. RefSeq names its product ubiquitin-conjugating enzyme E2E 1 (gene ube2e1). Gene Ontology annotation, molecular function: ubiquitin conjugating enzyme activity. Gene Ontology annotation, cellular component: nucleus. The record is from RefSeq and is a predicted model, not a curated record. The transcript has 6 exons. Lineage: Eukaryota; Metazoa; Chordata; Actinopteri; Osteoglossiformes; Mormyridae. Bases 490 to 1101 code for a protein of 203 amino acids. Gene Ontology annotation, biological process: protein polyubiquitination.
UUGAUUUAUUAGAUUACAUAUCAUUGGCUCCCAUAAUUUGCAGUCACUGUGAAAAAUUAAACAUAAAACAGGCCCUUCUCCUUAAGGCGAAAAGACGCCAUCCACCAAACAAGGGCUAUUUAGUAAUGCCAAUUAAGUGACUUCUUUUUAACUCAAAGCACGCUUAAUGGAAAACUAAUGCAUAAGCAAGAGUACAUCGGGUAUUCGUGAGUAAUCGUCUUUAAAGGAUAUUUCGCCCGAUUUAAGGGAGUGAAGGUAUAAUAUUCAUAACAUCUCGUAUUAUAGCUAGGUUUGGAGCCUCGUACGGUCCCCCUCUGCCCCGAUCGCGUCCAGCCGUCGCCGACUCCGACUCCAUAGCUUCAGCAAGCCGCUGCGGCACUUCCGCUCCGUGAGGGAGAGACUAGAGACACGCGUCCAGGCGGCGGAGGCGCACAGACACAAAGAAAGGCUGUUGGCUCCCUUGCGUUUCGAGGGUGUUUGGAGGUCGGUAUGUCGGAUGAAGACUCGCGUGCCAGUACCAGUUCUUCAUCAUCCUCCUCAUCCUCGACUCAUCAAGACAGACACAGAGACACGCCUAGCAAGAAACGGGAGAGCAAAGGCAGUAUGAGCAAAAACUCCAAACUCCUGUCCACCAGCGCGAAAAGGAUUCAGAAGGAGCUGGCAGAUAUUACGCUGGACCCACCACCCAACUGCAGUGCGGGACCCAAGGGAGAUAACAUCUACGAGUGGAGGUCCACCAUCCUGGGACCCCCGGGGUCCGUGUACGAGGGGGGCGUCUUCUUCCUGGACAUCGCCUUCACGCCCGACUACCCCUUCAAACCGCCCAAGGUAAAGAGAGAAUCGGCCAGUGCAGAUGUGACAUUCCGCACGAGGAUCUACCACUGCAACAUCAACAGCCAGGGCGUGAUCUGCCUGGACAUCCUGAAGGACAACUGGAGUCCCGCCCUCACCAUCUCCAAGGUGCUGCUGUCCAUCUGCUCCCUGCUCACCGACUGCAACCCCGCUGACCCCUUGGUGGGGAGCAUCGCCACUCAAUACACAACAAACAGGGCGGAACACGACAGAACGGCCAAACAGUGGACCAAGAGAUACGCCACAUAGCCAGGACCCUGCGCGGCUCCCCAGGCAACCGCUCAGGGGCUGGUGGGGGUGGGGGUGGGGUGGGCUGGGGAGGGGUGAGGGGAUCGUUGUUUCAAAAUAGAAGUCCUGUUUCUUGCUAUUCUGGUGGCUCCCUUGUUAACUUAUGUUAGGACAAAUGAUUGAUGCGAUUUGGCAAUAAAGUGUCCUGGUUUGUUUUUAUUUCCUGUUCCGGCUGUUUUCCAGCUGAAUGUUACAUCUCCGCAUAGUGACCGCUUGUAAAAUGGUACGAUGGCAUGUUCCCUUGGCAACGCGUGUUUUCAGUGUGGACUUUUUAAUAAAGUAUCGGUUACAAAUGGUU